Phyllopteryx taeniolatus (common seadragon) is the source of this 9708-nucleotide messenger RNA. Its product is annotated as receptor-type tyrosine-protein phosphatase delta-like. Gene Ontology annotation, molecular function: protein tyrosine phosphatase activity; protein binding. NCBI's taxonomy places the organism in Eukaryota, Metazoa, Chordata, Actinopteri, Syngnathiformes, Syngnathidae. The record is from RefSeq and is a predicted model, not a curated record. The transcript has 38 exons. The coding region runs from base 905 to 6409 and encodes 1834 amino acids. Gene Ontology annotation, biological process: protein dephosphorylation.
UAGCUCUUGUCCCUCCCUGAAAUCCCACAUUUAGUUCCACCUGAAGAGCUUCAAUAUUCUCCAAUCCUUUUCAUAUUUCUGUUGGCCUUUUGUGAACCUUUCCCCGACUGCUGUUUCUCACACUUCCUGCCGUGGUUACUGGCCGUGUUCUUCUGCUGUCCCCCUCUGCUGCUGCUGCUGCUGCUGCUGCUGUUGCUGCCGCUGCUAUGAGUUGCCUUGGACGGUUGCCAAUCCCUGUAAAACUCUUCUUGGACUUUGAAAAUGAAAACUCCUAACUUUCUCAACUUUGCUCCAAACAGUCUGAGGCCUUCCUGAGCAAAUCACCAUUACGGCACAGUUUAUUUGACUAAAGAGCCAUAAAGUUUGUCCAUUCAAUUUAUUUUUUGGACCAAGUCAAAAUAUAAGCCCACGUAAUGGUGGCGUGUUCGAAAGGAAUUGCCUCGUCCAAGCAAUCUCACUGCUGUGACUAAUCAAAUUAAUAAAAUAACUCUCUUUGUCCUUUUUUCUGAGUGAAAUCAUAAUGACAAUUUGUGGAAAUCAAAACCCAAAAUGGCCUCACAAUUCUGUCUCAUUAUGGUUUUUUUUAUUUGUUUUUUGGUUUUUUUGUAUAGCCACAGUAGUGUGUAAACCCCCAAUGAGUCUUCUCAAUCCCUUCCUGCUACCCUCUUCCAGGGAUCAACUCUGACACAAAACCCUCUCUUGUGAUUGGUUUCCCAAGUCUAAAAAAAAAAAUGUCUAUGCUUCCGUACCUGCUUGUUGAACUUGCUGGCUCAACCCAAAUUCCCGUUACGCCUUUCACGUUUCAAAAUUAAAAAUUACAUUUUUAAAUACAGUAAUUGCAAAGCUACUGUACAUCUGGAAUUUAAAAUAUGUCAUACUUUUAAUGAGUUCAUAAAUAAGCAUAAUGUUUCAUGUCAUAGCUACUGUAUAUGUCAUAGAUUCUUUACUACCUUUGACUUUUUGGGGGUGGGAGAUCCAGUGUUUGUCAAGGUGUGUAAUCAAUGGACCCAUUGUAAUGCCAUGUCUAUGCUGUUUCUUUUCUCUUUGUAUCUUUUUAACCACAGAGUCAUUUGGUGGCACGCCCAUACGAGGUGCACUGCAGAUUGAAAUGAGCGAAGAGUCUGACCAGGGCAAGUAUGAGUGUGUUGCCACCAACAGCGACGGAACUCGCUAUUCCACCCCGGCGAACCUCUAUGUCCGCGAGCUCCGAGAAGUGCGUCGCGUCCCCCCUCGGUUCUCCAUCCCCCCGGCGGACAGUGAGAUCAUGCCAGGGGGUAACGUCAACAUCACCUGCGUGGCAGUGGGCUCGCCCAUGCCCUACGUAAAGUGGAUGCUGGGGGCCGAGGACCUGACUCCAGAGGACGAUAUGCCCAUCGGCCGCAAUGUCCUCGAACUGACGGAUGUGCGCCAGUCCAACAAUUACACCUGCGUUGCCAUGUCAACGCUCGGCGUUAUUGAGGCGGUGGCGCAGAUUAUUGUCAAAGCUCUCCCAAAGGCUCCUGGCACACCCGUGGUGACUGAGAGGACUGCAACAAGCAUCACUCUCACCUGGGACUCUGGCAACCCCGAACCUGUUUCCUAUUAUAUCAUACAACACCGUUCCAAAGGCUCAGAGGACCCCUAUAAAGAGAUUGAUGGCAUCGCCACCACUCGCUACAGUGUGGGUGGCCUCAGCCCUUACUCCCAUUAUGACUUCCGCGUGGCAGCUGUUAACACCAUCGGCCAGGGUCCGUCCAGCGAAGUGGUGGAGGCUCGCACUGCGGAGCAGGCGCCCUCCUCGCCUCCCCGACAAGUCAGAGGUCGCAUGUUGAGCACAACAACGGCGAUCAUCCACUGGGAUGAGCCAGAGGAACCAAACGGGCAAGUUGUGGGCUACAGGGUGUAUUAUACCUCAGACAACACGCUGCCAGUCAACCAGUGGGAAAAGCAGAUGGUGCGGAGCGCCAACUUCAUCACCAUUCAGGGUUUGACUCCGAACAAGACGUAUUACAUCCGAGUGUUGGCUUUCACCUCUGUUGGAGAUGGUCCUCUUUCCCAGGACCUGCAGAUUAUUGCCAAGACUGGCGUCCCAUCCCAGCCUUCAGAGUUCAAAGGAGAGGCCAAAUCUGAGACGAGUAUCCUGUUGUCCUGGGUAGCGCCACCCCAGGGCGGCCCCGACAACCAGAUCACAGGAUAUGAACUGGUUUAUCGACGAGCAGACGAUACAGAGGAGAAGAAAGUGAGCUUUGAGCCGACAACCUCCUACCUGUUGAAGAACCUCAAGCCUUUCUCAGCCUAUACUUUCCAACUGGCUGCCCGUAGCAAACAUGGCAUCGGUGCAUAUACCAACGAGGUUUCCGUUGACACGCCCCAGACGCUUCCUUCAGCACCUCCUCAGGACAUAACAUGCACCAGCCCCACUUCUACCAGCAUCCUGGUAAGUUGGGCACCACCGCCUAUGGAGUUUCAGAACGGCGUCAUUACGGGAUACACCAUCCAGUACUCCGCUACGGGGGUCAACAAAACCUCCAAAAGGAUUGACGGCAUUCCUACGGAAGGUUCUCCGUAUCUCUUGCAAAACCUGGAGAAAUGGACCGAGUACGGAAUAACAGUGCGGGCGCAGACGGAAGCCGGCGACGGACCUGAGAGUUUACAGCUGAUUAUCCGCACCGAGGAAGAUGUUCCAAGUGGUCCUCCUCGAGGGGUGGACGCAGAGACAGUGAACGCCUCAGCCAUUAGGGUGAAAUGGCGAGCGCCAGCCCCUGAGCUGCAGCACGGUCAGAUCCGAGGCUACCAAGUCCACUACGUGAGGAUGAACUACGGCGAGCCUCAGGGUCAGCCCUUCAUCAAGGACAUCCUCAUGGAGGACUCACAGUGGGAAUAUGACCAGUCAGCUCAAUAUGAGGCGCUUCUCGGAGACUUGAAGGUAGACACCUCCUACUCGAUCUCAGUAGGAGCUUACACCGCCAAGGGAGAUGGCGCUCGCAGCAAACCUGUUAGCGUCUGCACUGCUCUACCGCUACCUGAACAGCCCAAACUCAUGGUGAGCGCAACUGACUCGGGCACUGCUCUGCUUCAGUGGUACCCGCCGCCAAAUCAGGUCACGCCACUCCUGGGUUACCGCCUGACCUUUGGCCGCGUCGACGUCCUUCCCUUCACAGUGGUGGAAUUCCCCACCAAAGAGAAUCGCUACACGGCUCAGGACAUCCACAAGGGAGCCAACUAUGUGUUCAGACUGUCCGCCCGUAACAAAAUGGGCUACGGAGAGGAGGGAGUUAAAGAAGUGACCACCCCUGAAGGCUCCCCAACUGGAUAUCCAGAAAAUAUUAUUUCAGAGGAGAUUUCUGCCAACUCCCUACGCUUGACGUGGAAAUCAGUGCCACUCAUUGAGCAAAAUGGAAAAAUUGCCAAGUACUCAGUCCUGUACAAGGAUAUAAACAGUCGGGGCAAUUCCUCAGAAGUUGUAGUGCCCACUCCCGGGUCGAGUGUUUUGUUGGAGGGUCUGAGUGCCGAUACCGUGUACGAUGUCAGGGUGUGCGCGUUCACGGCUGUCGGGCGCGGUCCGUACAGCCCCGGUGUCCAGUUUAGGACGCAGCGGCUCGACCAAGUUUUUGCCACCAACUUCCGAGUGAAAGCCGCCAUGAAGAAUUCUGUUCUGUUGUCCUGGGAGGUCCGAGACAAGAAUCCUACCCAGCCAUUCACUAUCCUGUACGGAAAGGGUCAGUCUGUGGAAGUGGAUGGGACGCAGACUCAGAAGCUGAUCACCGGAUUGCAGCCAGACACCUUGUACUCUUUCUUGCUUACCAACCGAGCCAACAGCGCCGGGGGCCUGCAGCACCGGGUCACCGCCACGACUGCUCCAGAUAUCCUGAAAAGCAAGCCCAUCGUGCUGGGGCAGACCAAUGCUGAUGGCAUGGUGACUGUGCAACUUCCAUCUGUGCAGACGGCAGCUAAAGUCAAGGGUUAUUACGUGGUGGUGGUGCCACUGAAGAAGCAGAGAGGAGGGAAGUUCUUGAAUCCAUGGGAGGACCCAGACCAGAUGAACUUAGAUGAGUUGCUGAGAGAGAUUAACAGAACCAGCGUAAGCCAUUCCCUCCGUAUCCGCAGACAGGCCGGCCAAUCGGAUCCCAGGGCUUACGUCAACGCUCACUUCAAAACCCUCCCCAGGGAGUUCACGCUCGGCGACGGACGAAACUACGGCGACUUCCGCAACCGUCCGCUGCAGAACGGGCAGGAAUACGUCUUCUUUGUGCUCGCCCUGCUUGACCUUUCGGAGAACACUAUGUUCUCCACCAGUCCGUACUCCGAUCCCGUGACCUCAUCGGAUGUGGACCCGCAGCCAAUUGUUGAUGAGGAAGAGGGCCUCUUGUGGGUCGUCGGUCCUGUUUUGGCCGUCAUCUUCAUCGUGUGCAUUGUCAUUGCCAUCCUUCUCUUCAAAAGCAAACCCGACAGUCUCUCAGCAUUCACACAACAAACAUCCAGCAACACUUUAAGAAUUGAGAAACGAACCGAGGCGGAGGGCAGGAAGGGCAGUUUCCCCUGCAGCAAAGCCAUGUCAUCUCACCAUCCCACCGAUCCCGUGGAGCUGCGUAGAAUCAACUUCCAGACUCCAGCCUACCGUGUAUCAGUGUACCGUGGUUAUCGGCGUUUGUCAAGCAUGGCGAGCCACCCGCCCGUCCCCAUCUCGGAGCUGGCAGAUAACAUUGAGCGCCUCAAGGCAAACGACAACCUCAAGUUCUCACAAGAGUACGAGUCUGUUGACCCUGGUCAGCAGUUCACGUGGGAGAACUCCAACUUGGAAGUCAACAAACCAAAGAACCGCUACGCUAACGUCAUUGCCUACGACCACUCCAGGGUGAUACUCUCAGGCAUUGAGGGCGUCCCAGGGAGUGACUACAUCAACGGCAACUAUAUCGACGGGUACCGGCGUCAAAACGCCUACAUCGCCACUCAGGGUUCCCUUCCGGAGACCUUCGGGGACUUCUGGAGGAUGGUGUGGGAGCAGCAUACAGCCAACAUUAUCAUGAUGACCAAGCUGGAGGAGAAGUCAAGGAUGCCCUCUUAUUUCUUCUCUAAGGUGAAGUGCGACCAGUACUGGCCGACACGAGGCACAGAGACCUACGGCCUCAUCCAGGUCACUCUGCUGGACACAGUGGAGCUGGCCACCUACUCCGUCAGGACCUUUGCGCUUUACAAGAGCGGCUCCAAUGAGAAGCGUGAGGUUCGUCACUUCCAAUUCACGGCCUGGCCAGACCACGGGGUACCUGAGCACCCCACUCCGUUCCUGGCCUUCCUGCGAAGGGUUAAGGCCUGCAACCCCGCAGAUGCGGGGCCCAUGAUCGUCCACUGCAGUGCCGGAGUGGGUCGCACAGGUUGCUUCAUCGUGAUCGACGCCAUGGCGGAGCGGAUCAAGCACGAGAAGACGGUGGACAUCUACGGCCACGUCACGCUCAUGCGCUCCCAGAGGAACUACAUGGUCCAGACGGAGGACCAGUAUAUCUUCAUCUACGACGCGCUGCUGGAGGCCGUGACCUGCGGGAACACGGAGGUCCCCGCCAGGAACUUGUACUCGUACAUCCAGAGGCUGACGCAGAUUGAACCCGGCGACAAUGUCACCGGCAUGGAGCUGGAGUUCAAGCGUCUGGCCAGCGCCAAGGCCCACACGUCGCGCUUCGUCAGUGCCAACCUGCCGUGCAACAAGUUCAAGAACAGGCUCGUCAACAUCAUGCCCUACGAGACCACGCGCGUCCCCCUGCAGCCAAUCAGAGGAGUGGAAGGGUCGGACUACAUCAACGCCAGCUUCAUCGAUGGAUACAGGCAACAGAAGGCCUACAUAGCGACGCAAGGCCCGCUGGCGGAGACCACGGAGGACUACUGGAGGAUGCUGUGGGAACACAACUCCACCAUCGUUGUCAUGCUCACCAAACUGCGGGAGAUGGGACGAGAGAAAUGUCACCAGUAUUGGCCCGCGGAGCGCUCAGCUCGCUACCAGUACUUUGUGGUGGAUCCCAUGGCCGAGUACAACAUGCCUCAAUACAUCCUGCGAGAAUUCAAAGUCACCGACGCCAGAGAUGGCCAAUCGCGGACGGUUCGUCAAUUCCAGUUCACUGAUUGGCCAGAACAAGGAGUGCCAAAGUCGGGGGAGGGAUUCAUUGAUUUCAUUGGCCAAGUGCAUAAAACUAAAGAACAGUUUGGCCAGGAUGGACCAAUUACUGUGCACUGCAGCGCCGGAGUGGGCCGGACGGGCGUGUUCAUCACGCUGAGCAUCGUGCUGGAGAGGAUGCGCUACGAGGGCGUGGUGGACAUCUUCCAGACGGUCAAGAUGCUGCGCACGCAGAGGCCUGCCACCGUUCAAACAGAGGACCAGUACCAGUUCUGCUACCGUGCUAGUCUGGAGUACCUGGGAAGCUUUGAUCACUAUGCAACAUAAAUGUGUCGCGGCACGUCCCGUCCGCCCCCCCCCCCCCAAUCCACUCGUCUGUGGAUGAAUGCGCUGGGCGGCGACGUGUCUAUGAAGAGGGCGCCACAAACAUGCAGAGUGAAAAGGGGCGUCCUUCGUACCCACAAAGAGCACCUCUAACUGAGCCAUAAGCGACCUGCUUGACAAAGGGGUCUCCACCCGCCCUUUGACCCAAACACGCCCAUUGGUCAGUCCGAAGAAGCAACUCGCUCCAAUGCUUGAUCAGAAUCUCCGUUGUCUUUGUUUCAGUCAGUGCUGUUUUCUAAGCACCCAGGUUGCUUUACAUUGUUCGGGUGUGGAACUGUUCACCUCAUCCACCACCAGUGUAGCAUCACCGACAUGGAUAGAUUGAUAGAACGUCACAGGACAUUGGAUUUUUCUAUCUUUAGACCAACUCGAAGGCAUCCAUCAUAUGGACGCCUCGUGGACGGACACAAAGUGGGACUUUGGAGCACGGGAGAAUUGCCAACCGGAGAGUGGAAACUCACCGAGCACACACUUUUAAGGAUACACGGACCCACAAUGGACACCAGGAAGUGUUUCCCCCCUUUUUUUUUGGGGGGGGGGGUGUUUUUAGGGAAGCAAAGUCUUGUUUCCUAUAAAUGAAGAAGACAUUUCUAUCACAUAGUAAUAAAAAAAAAGCACCAGUUACACUUAAUUGUUCACAGAUUAAGAUAAGGGAAUUGUGAGAGGUUUCAAAAGCACCAACCCCACCACAAACAAAAUAUCAUUUUCUGAAAACAAAAACAAAAGUGGGCUCUCUUCUAAAGGCACAGUCAUCCUUUUGUGAUACUUUGUUUUUUUUGUGCAUUUUUAUGUUAUCAUUUUUCUGAAAGAAAUACAAUCAGAUGCAGUUGGGGUUUGCAGUUUCUCAGAAACGUUCCCCGAACAACUAUUCCAUAAUCGCUUUUAUUUGCAUGAGCAAAUCGAUGAAGUCUUUGCCUGCCGGAUGAUUUAGGGUUCAGGGUUAAGGUCUGUUUCAGGAUAUAGUUAGGUUCAGGUUUAGGGUUCUGGAUUUUGGUCUAUAGUUGGAUUUAGGGUCAGGGAACGGGUUUCGGGUUAGGAAGUAUGCGUAGGGUUGAGUGUUUCAGGUUAGAUAGGGAUGGAUUUGUUUUGGUUCGUAUUAGGGGAGCAAAGCAUCAGUUUUAAAAAGUGUUCUGCUACCAGCCGGUCCCUUGAAAUUUCUCCACUAAUGCGUGUAAAUCAAGAGAGAGAAGAAAGAGCGUAGAUCACAAAUCCGUAGAGUGCACGGAAUGUUUUUCUUUUUUGGGGGGCGGGGGGGUGAGGAAUGAAAAACUAUUUAAAACUUCACCUAGAUUUUAGAACAAGAAUUGUGGAAACGUGUCGAGACGAUGUUCUCACUGGAAUGCUCACCACUGGCUCGUGUGUCCGUCUGAUUCAGUGUGCAAUAAGUAGAUUCGUAUUCGAUAUAUUUUUGUGUCCACUCACUCACUGCAGUCACAUGCCAUGAUGAUGAUGAUGAUGAUGACGAUGAAGAUAAAUAUUACCCAUGGUGCAUCAUGUCCCAGACACGAGGCUAUUAAACAUUUGAGUCCGCCGCCCCACGUAAACAGUGUCGUCGUCACGGUAACCAGGAAACUAACGAAUGAUUGCAACCCCCAAUGAAUAGUUUAAGUUUAGAUUUCUAGUGCCUUAUAUUACACGCCUAUUUUGAUAAACUUACGUUUAAGGGUUCUUGUGUAUUUUACGUAUGCACACUUAUGUAUAUUUGUGUCGCGCGCGUGUGUGUCAGUAUGUGUGUGCGUGUGUGAGAGAGAUUUUUUUUUCUGUUCCACGAUGUGAAAAUUGCUGGUGUUCUUUUGUUUUUCAACGGCUCGUCAUACUCAUCACUUUGAAAGGAAUGCAGUCAUAUCGUUUUGAAGGAGUCAAACAAAGGUUUAUUUCCAACGUAUGAGCUGUAAAUGAUAUGAUUAGUUUGAUAAGUCAAAUGUGCGCGGUGAUGCUAUCGGCGCAUUUCCUCAAAUAAUGGCCUCCGCUUUAAUUGAUUGAACGAAUAAACGCCGCACCCCAAAUAGACAUUUCUGUUUUUAUCUAUGCUUUUUAUCUUCUUUUUUCCUGGGUUUGCAGUAAUCCCUCGUUUAUCGUGUGGGGGGUCGGGGGUAUAGGUUCCAGACCACCCACCCCCACGAUAGGUGAAUUUUGCGAAGUAGUGUGACAUAUUUCAGUUGUUUUGUUUUGGGUUUUUUUUUUUUUAUCCCCUUGUCAGUGCAGUCAAUGCUUAAUGUGAAAAAAAUCUUAAUGUCACCAAACUGUGACCAAUUGUCUCCAAAAUGUAUGUGGACAUCUCUAAUUACGCCCCCUUCCCCAUCUGAAUAAUAUCAGAACGAUUUUAUAUAAAUAUGGGUCAUAUCUGGCCACUAUAUGAGGAAAUCAAAACAUUUUUAUUGUCAAAUCGAAGAGGGAAAAAAAGCGAAAUGACGACAUUUGUGCAUACAGGAGUAAAUCCCGCAGGCAACAGCGUUGCUUGUCCUACCCUCGUCACCGUUCUGGUGCCCCCGGUGUUGUUUUUGUAAGCAUGGUACCACUUCGGAGAUGCCCCGUUGGUCGCACCUGUAAUGGGAAGACGUGCACUUUCUCUCUUGUACUAUGCACUAAAUGCUCUUAUCUCUGUUGCCCCCCCCCCCUUCCCCGACCACGCACCCCAACCCCCUUCUAAAAAAAAAAAAAGAUGAAAAGUUUCCUUGAACUAGCUCAUCAUGGACGCUGCAAUGCUCACACGGUUGUGUAUAUGUAAAUAACACCCAACACAGAGACUAAUUGAAAUUCUUAAAUGAUGAAGAGUAAGUGAACUAUCUCAGAUAUACAGAGCGAUAUAACAAAAGAUUGCACCAGAAAUCAGUUUAUGGCACAGAAAUAUGUGCAAUACAUCACAUUGUGGCUUUGUUGCACCACAAAUGAGUUAAACGUGAUAAACGUGUUCUACUUUACCCCCCAAUGUAUCAUGUAGAUGGAUUAAAAACUGGAGUUUAUAAAUUAUAUAAAAAUGAAAAUAAUGGUGUGUUGCUUGGAUCAGUCACCUCCAACUGGUCUGUAUAUGUAAACUUUUUGUUUUGUUUGUUUGUUUUUCAUUUUCUGCUCCGGGUCAACAAGUGCUUUUUUUUUUUAUUUUCUUACAUUGGUUGUCAGAGUGUGUGCAAACCUGAGGAUGAAAAAAAACACACACGGGUCUGUAUGGAUUUCUGUUCUUUGUCGACACAAGUUUCAUUUGUUACAAAUAAACUCAAGUGAAAUAAAAGACACCGAACCUG